Messenger RNA from Chiloscyllium plagiosum (whitespotted bambooshark), 1246 nucleotides. The record is from RefSeq and is a predicted model, not a curated record. NCBI's taxonomy places the organism in Eukaryota, Metazoa, Chordata, Chondrichthyes, Orectolobiformes, Hemiscylliidae.
CUGGCUUUGUGCGCCGGAGAUCUCCUCUCGCCGGGCGAAGAUGUCGCAUUACCUGAAAGGAGGGGUUGUCAUCGGGCACCAAAUGCUGGAAGGGAAGCAUCAUUACGAAGUGCAAGAUGUCCUCCACUGCAAGAGUGCCCAUUCCCUGUUCAGGAGGGGCGACUGGUUGCUGCAGGUGAAUGACAAAAAGGCAUCUGACUUCCCACCGGAGAUCCUAGCUGAGUUACUCCGGGGCAACUCCACACAGCUGACUGUUCAUCGUCCUGAGCGCAGUGAGGAUACCCACGUCCCUGAGAAUCUCGGUGACACUGUAUAUUGGCCGUACGACAAGCAGAAGAUGGAGCUGCUGUUCAGUUUGGAGAUGACGCGAUCCUGUGAGGGCCUGGUGGAGCCAGCCCCAGCUGAGAACCAUGAUCCUUUACUGGCAGGGGACAGCGGGAGGUUACACGGUGAACACACCGGUGCGGAAACUUUCUGUAAAGCUCCCAGCGACAGGCUCGGUGGAGAGGAGGCUGCAGGCGCUAUGUGCGGCAGUGUGAAACCACACGGACUGCUGGUGGCUUUGAAUCGGGCUUCCCUCUGCAGAGUGCAGGGGCGUGGCCCGUCUUGGUCCUCAGCGCUCACGUGUCCCGUGUGCCAGAAGAAAGAAUGUGACAUACACAGUGUUAUUGUCAACUCGGAGGUGAAAUCGGAACUCUAUUAUCUGGAAGAACAAGUGCCCCCCGGUGAUUGCUGUGGGAUGAUCAUGAAGGUAAUGAACAGCGAAUACCCACUCCUAAUUCACAACGAGAGAGACCAGUACCUCCGGCCUGGCAACUGCUACCAAACCAUAGUGCUGAGCCAGCAGGUUCCUGAGUCUGCCCAGCUGACAAUCUUUUAUUACAAGUCCAACAAGAUUCUCAAGCCAUAUUGUGGGAUGCCUGUGGUGCUCAAUUUUUCAAAAACAAAUUAUUUCCUGGCAUGUCAGACAGAAGGGAGCGACGUCCUGCUCAAGAUCGAGGUGAGGGAGCCACUGUUGUUCUCCGGUUUGUUGCGGCCAGCUGGCUAUGGGUGGAGAAAGCUCAUUGCUGUCAUGAAAUAGUCUGCAAUAUUAAGAUACGAGAGCACAGGCGAUUAAAAACCAUGGAAGCUGUCUCAUGACAGAAUACUGGCAUCUGACACAAGCCCCAGCCACACUGCCCAGGUCAGAGUUGACAAUGUCACAUCAACACCCUCUGAUCACCUCUUCACACACGCAUAUUCAUAC